This is a messenger RNA of Acromyrmex echinatior (Panamanian leafcutter ant), 1280 nucleotides long. RefSeq lists its product as uncharacterized. NCBI's taxonomy places the organism in Eukaryota, Metazoa, Arthropoda, Insecta, Hymenoptera, Formicidae. The record is from RefSeq and is a predicted model, not a curated record.
UAAAUCUCCUGGUCCCGUUGGAUACCGUUGAUGAAAUUCUCGUGUAUUUAUUGAGUUCACUAAACGCCUCGAUAAUCAUGUUGAAAUAUAUUAUACUCUUCGCUACUGUGUUCUACAUGGUGCAGUCACAACGACCAUGGCAUGCUGGUACCGGUAAUCGUUUGCCUCAGGUUCUACCUCAAUAUAUUGACGAGCGAAUAGCGGCAGAACAAGCAAUUCAAGCAAGUCAAGCAGUUCAAGGAAAUCAAAUAAACCCAGCGGGUCAAGGAACUCAAGGAAUUCCAGUGGGUCAAGGGGUUCAAGGAAUUCCAGUGGGCCAAGGAGUUCAGGGAGUCCCAGUGGGCCAAGAAGCUCAAGGAAUUCCAGCAGGUCAAGGAACACAAGGAAUUCCAGUGGGCCAAGGGACCCAGGGAAUCCCAUUGGGCCAAGGGGCUCAAGGAGUCCCAGUGGGUCAAGGGACUCAAGGAAUUCCAAUAGGUCAAGGAGCUCAAGGAAUUCCAGUAGGCCAAGGAAUUCAAGAAAUUCCAGUGCGUCAAGGAUCUCAAGGAAUUCCAACGUAUCAAGGAGCUCAAGGAACGUAUCAAGGAGCUCAAGGAACGUAUCAAGGAACUCACAGUAGUACCGUUAACACGCUGCUUGGAAAUCGAAUAGGUGAAGACAGUGGCUUUGCAACUGCAGCUACACCGCCCCUAAGCACAACUAUAAAUCCAGCUGAUUUACCAGUCGAUGCUCACGGCGACAUUGACUUGAUAAAUAGGAUCAAGACCUGGCCGAGAGACAAACAACCUUUUUGGUACAUUAACUGGCAGGCGAUUCAAGCCCAUCGUGGCGACGUAAACAACACCGCCCAGCCAGCCCAAACGCAACCGAAUUCAAGAUCGUUUUUCGCGGGUUAAGACGUCGAAUGAAUUGUAAAUCGAACAACCAACAAGACUGUAAAUUUAAGCAUUUGUUUCUAAUAAUAGAAUAAGGACUCAAUCGUCGAUAUAUAUUUAUGACCGUAUGACGACAGCGGUUAUUCCUAGUCAAAACCGUCUCUUUGAAAAAAUAUACGAUUUCAUGUUUCGAAGAGUCAUCAAUCAGGAUUACUACAUCGAUCCGAGCCCUCAAGGAUAGAGGAUUCGGAGGCGAUCGAAACAAAUGUCACGUGAUUGUGCGAAUCACAUGACUUGCCUUCAUAAUAGAAUUAGUGAUCAAAUUUUUAUAUGAAAAAACAGAAAUGACGAUAUUAUGUGAAAGUUUAACCACAAAAUAAAUUUUAGUACUUCCAAAACAAAAAA